AUGCAUAACUCCCAUGCUGUGGAACAGGUGAAUCACUUCAAAUAUCUUGAAGCAGAAAUAACAAGCUAUGGAAAUCUCUCAAAAGAGGUCAGAGAACAAACAAUGAAAGCAGCUAGAAUCUUGGGAUCCCUGAACGAAAUCGUAUGGAAGAACAAAUAUCUAAAUAUUGAAAGCAAAGUGAAAAUAUAUAAAACAACAAUAAGGCCUAUUAUAACAUAUGCGGUAGAAACAAGACCAGACACAAAUAGAACGUUACAAAUGAUGAGAAUAGUUGAAAUGAGAACUCUAAGAAGUAUACAAGGCAAAACUCUGCGUGACAGAAUACGAACUGAAGACAUCAGACAAAACUGUAGAUUACAGGACAUAGAAAGGUGGAUAAGACAGAUACGAAUAUAUUGGAACAAGAACAAACAUAUAAAGAGAAUCGAGGACAGCAGACUCACCAAUUUCUAUUAG
Messenger RNA from Diabrotica virgifera virgifera (western corn rootworm), 456 nucleotides. RefSeq lists its product as uncharacterized. The transcript has a single exon. Bases 1 to 456 code for a protein of 151 amino acids. Lineage: Eukaryota; Metazoa; Arthropoda; Insecta; Coleoptera; Chrysomelidae. The record is from RefSeq and is a predicted model, not a curated record.